AGCACAUCUGAGCGGAACAGGUUCACAACGAGAAAAAGUCGUUCAUUGUAACGUUGCAGUUCCGUAAACAUCAACUCUUGUCAAUCCUUGCUUUUGACGAAAGGGUUCUUCGUUUCGACCGCUAGCACUGACACCCACCUCAUCAUCGUCAUCAUGCGUGAGUGUAUUUCCAUCCAUGUCGGGCAGGCCGGAGUGCAAAUUGGUAACGCGUGCUGGGAGUUGUACUGCCUUGAACAUGGCAUCCAGCCUGACGGACAAAUGCCCUCGGACAAGACCAUCGGAGGCGGUGACGACUCCUUCAACACCUUCUUCAGCGAGACUGGCGCUGGCAAGCACGUCCCGCGUGCUGUGUUCGUAGACCUGGAGCCAACGGUCAUCGAUGAGGUACGUACCGGUACAUACCGCCAGCUGUUCCACCCUGAGCAGUUGAUCACGGGCAAGGAGGAUGCAGCCAACAACUACGCACGUGGGCACUACACCAUCGGCAAGGAGAUCAUUGACCUUGUCCUGGAUCGUAUCCGUAAGCUGGCGGACCAGUGUACUGGACUACAAGGCUUUCUCAUUUUCCACUCUUUUGGCGGUGGCACUGGAUCCGGCUUCUCGUCACUGCUCAUGGAACGUCUGUCUGUUGACUACGGAAAGAAGAGCAAGCUGGAGUUUGCCAUCUACCCUGCGCCGCAGGUCUCUACUGCAGUAGUAGAACCGUACAACAGUGUGCUGACCACUCACACCACACUGGAGCACUCCGACUGUGCAUUCAUGGUGGACAAUGAAGCUAUCUACGAUAUCUGCCGGCGCAAUCUGGACGUAGAACGGCCGACGUACACCAAUCUGAAUCGCCUCAUUGCCCAGAUUGUCUCCUCCAUCACUGCCUCGCUUCGUUUCGACGGAGCCCUCAACGUGGACUUGACUGAGUUUCAAACAAACCUUGUCCCGUACCCACGUAUCCACUUUCCCCUUGCAACAUAUGCGCCGGUCAUCUCUGCAGAAAAGGCCUAUCACGAACAGCUCACUGUCGCCGAGAUAACCAACGCUUGCUUUGAGCCGGCCAAUCAGAUGGUGAAGUGCGACCCUCGGCACGGCAAGUACAUGGCUUGUUGUCUGCUGUACCGCGGCGAUGUGGUGCCCAAGGACGUCAACGCAGCCAUUGCCACCAUCAAGACCAAGCGCACCAUUCAGUUUGUUGACUGGUGUCCAACAGGAUUCAAGGUCGGCAUCAACUACCAGCCACCAACUGUUGUACCCGGUGGUGACUUGGCCAAGGUACAGCGUGCCGUCUGCAUGUUGUCCAACACCACUGCCAUUGCCGAGGCAUGGGCUCGUCUGGAUCACAAGUUUGAUCUGAUGUACGCGAAACGUGCCUUCGUCCAUUGGUACGUCGGCGAGGGCAUGGAGGAAGGAGAGUUCUCCGAGGCGCGCGAAGAUCUUGCAGCCCUUGAGAAGGACUAUGAAGAGGUCGGCGUUGACACAGCGGAUGGAGAGUUGCAGGAAGAUCCAGGUGAAGAUGACGCUGCAUAGAGUAUACAACCACUCACACCGAUGUGAAUGCGUGCAUCCGUAGAUAGCAGCUGGUUUGCUGUUUACUUGAUCCUUUUUGCACUUUCCUUUUCAGCACCACUUCACAAUACCAAAAGGAACUUGUCAACGAAAAAUAUAAUCGUCAUGUAACCCAGGUCUGCUUUCUGGAAAGGCAAGCACUACGCUUUCAUUAUAAUAUUUUUCUUCAACAUUGUGCCAUCCUCAACAUGAUGAUGGCUGUAUGCAUCCGUAUAUGUCAAUUGUCCCGAUUUCCCCCAGCUGGUGUUGGCAAGCUUGAGAUUUAGACUAUUGGAUGAAUCCCCGUGCUCUAUUUUUAUUCUUGGGCUGUAAAAGCCUGUUCACGAGAGCCUGGA
Sycon ciliatum is the source of this 1892-nucleotide messenger RNA. Its product is annotated as tubulin alpha-1C chain. Bases 154 to 1518 code for a protein of 454 amino acids. Gene Ontology annotation, cellular component: cytoplasm; microtubule. Gene Ontology annotation, molecular function: structural constituent of cytoskeleton; GTP binding. The transcript is spliced from 7 exons. Gene Ontology annotation, biological process: mitotic cell cycle; microtubule cytoskeleton organization. NCBI's taxonomy places the organism in Eukaryota, Metazoa, Porifera, Calcarea, Leucosolenida, Sycettidae. The record is from RefSeq and is a predicted model, not a curated record.